Cydia fagiglandana is the source of this 872-nucleotide messenger RNA. RefSeq lists its product as uncharacterized. Lineage: Eukaryota; Metazoa; Arthropoda; Insecta; Lepidoptera; Tortricidae. Bases 29 to 868 code for a protein of 279 amino acids. The transcript is spliced from 2 exons. The record is from RefSeq and is a predicted model, not a curated record.
CACGCUCGCGCACGGACGUAUCGCCGCCAUGGCAGAAUUCACGCAAACGCAAAACUCCAUCCUCCGCAUCAGCGAUGAAAAAACUCUCCAACUCAUAGAGCUUUACGAACAAGAACAGUGCCUUUGGAACACACACAUUCCAGAGUACAAAUGCAGAGAGAAGAGACAGAAAGCGACUGAGAGAAUCGCUCGGAAACUCGAUAUUAAACACUUUGAAGCCCGCCAUGUUGUGAUCAAGUUUAAGAAUUUGAGGAACUCAUAUUGCCAGGAGCUGAAGAAGAUAGCGUCGAGUAUCAGCAUGGGCUUGAGCGAGGACGAGCAGUACAGGCCGAGGGUUUUCUGGUUUUCGAAGAUGGACUCGUUUUUGCGGCCUCAUCUUCAGCCAGCGAGAGGCCAGUCAUUGUCGUCGUCGCACGUGUCGGAGAAUGAGCAAGUGAAGAGCGAAGCGGGAGCUGACAGUGACUCGAAUCAAACCAGCGAAGAUUACUGCAUAAAGGAAGAUAGCGUGAACUCCUUCCCUAUCGUGGAACUAGAUGUAGAUGACAGCGUCCAUUCUGACGAUGAACCACCAAUGAAACGACGCGCUUUGAGAUAUUCUUCCUCUUCUUCUAGAAUGAGAGACGUAUCACAGUCUUUUGUCCAGACCGAUCUUGCUAAGACUGUGAAAGACUUGGAAGCGAAAAUACAAGAGUUAACCAACGAAAGGAAGGAAGAUUAUUAUGAUUCUUUCGGGAAGUAUAUAGCGUCGUUGUUAAGAAGUAUGCCGAAGGAAAAGGCGAUGUUGCUACAGCCUAAAGUGAUAAGUCUGAUAGUGUCCGGGUCUGGGUUAGGAGACGGUUCAGUGAGUCAGUCUGAUACUCGUAUUUAGUUUU